Messenger RNA from Hyaloscypha bicolor E, 986 nucleotides. RefSeq names its product putative ubiE/COQ5 methyltransferase. The transcript has a single exon. The record is from RefSeq and is a predicted model, not a curated record. Gene Ontology annotation, molecular function: methyltransferase activity. Lineage: Eukaryota; Fungi; Ascomycota; Leotiomycetes; Helotiales; Hyaloscyphaceae. Bases 99 to 926 code for a protein of 275 amino acids.
UCCAAAUGUUUCUUUCCACUCUGCUACAGUAUUCAUAACACAUCCAAUCUAGUCUACGUCUUAUCAAUAUCUAUAUACACAAUUUCACUCUAUUCACAAUGGAUCGCAAAUCAGAAACCGCAACCUACAGCCACGGGCACCAUGCCUCAGUUCUCCGCUCCCACACCUGGCGCACAGCUCUCAAUUCUGCCGCCUACCUGCUCCCCCACCUAACACCCAACAUGACCAUUCUGGAUAUAGGCUGCGGCCCCGGGACCAUCACCGUCGACCUCGCCAGCUACGUCCCCCACGGCCAUAUCACCGGUCUCGAGCGAGUCGGGGACGUUCUAACUCAAGCACGGGCACUAACGAAGGACAAGAAAGUGACGAACAUCGAUUUCGUCGAGGGCGAUGCUAAUGCUCUUGAUUAUGCGGAUGGUACAUUUGAUAUAGUGGUGUGCCAUCAAGUCUUGCAACAUGUUCAGGAUCCAGUCGGCGUUCUGAAGGAGAUGAGGCGAGUGGCAAGGGUCGGGGGAAUCGUAGCUGCGAGAGAGUCGGAUUAUGAGUCUUUCGUCUGGUAUCCGGAUGUGGAAGGGAUGAAAGAAUGGCGGUCUCUAUAUUUGAAGCUCGCGAAGUGGAAUGGAGGUGAGCCGAAUGCUGGGCGCAUGGUUCACGCUUGGGCGAGGAAGGCCGGGUUUGAGGUGGGUGGCAUCAAAAGCAGUUCUAGCACUUGGUGCUAUAGCACCAGGGAGGAGAUUGCGUGGUGGAGUGGAUUAUGGGCUGAGAGAAUAGAGGCUUCCUCAUUUGCAAAGACUGCUGUCGAUGGCAAACUUGCGACUAGUGCUGACCUUGAGAGGAUUGCAGAGGCCUGGCAAAAGUGGGGAGAGCAAGAAGAUGCAUGGUUCUCUGUAUUGCAUGGGGAGGUCAUAUGUCGUAAAGAAAAUUGAAAUGUCUGAUCUAGUCUAAGCUUCAAAUCAAGCACAACUGGCAAAAAAGCAAGUUGCGAA